Otolemur garnettii (small-eared galago) is the source of this 2258-nucleotide messenger RNA. RefSeq names its product NIMA related kinase 11 (gene NEK11). The transcript has 14 exons. Gene Ontology annotation, biological process: protein phosphorylation. Bases 376 to 1758 code for a protein of 460 amino acids. Gene Ontology annotation, molecular function: protein kinase activity; ATP binding. NCBI's taxonomy places the organism in Eukaryota, Metazoa, Chordata, Mammalia, Primates, Galagidae. The record is from RefSeq and is a predicted model, not a curated record.
GCAUUGACCAGCGCUACUUGGAUGAAUUUGACCAUCUCUUAGAAGUGAGUAUUACGUUUCCAUGAAUGAAUAAAUCAGUUCUUUCUUGUCUGGAGCAAUGCUGAAAUUCCAAGAGGCUGCUAAGUGUGUGAAUGGAUCGACACCCAUUUCCAAUUAUCCAGAGACCUUGAUAGCAAGAAGAUACGUGCUCCAACAGAAACUUGGCAGUGGAAGUUUUGGAACUGUCUAUCUGGUUUUAGACAAGAAAGCCAAACGAGGAGAGGAACUGGCCGAGAUCUGGACCGUAAAAUUCAGGAAUAUAAGGAAGCUGGAAAAACCUUUUCAGAAAAUCAAAUAAUAGAAUGGUUUAUCCAGCUGCUGCUGGGAGUUGACUACAUGCACGAGAGGAGGAUACUUCAUCGGGACUUGAAAUCAAAGAAUAUAUUUUUGAAAAACAAUUUACUUAAAAUUGGUGAUUUUGGAGUUUCUCGACUGCUAAUGGGAUCCUGUGACCUGGCCACAACUUUAACUGGAACUCCCCAUUACAUGAGUCCUGAGGCUCUCAAACACCAAGGAUAUGAUACAAAGUCAGACAUCUGGUCGCUGGCAUGCAUUUUAUAUGAGAUGUGCUGCAUGAAUCAUGCAUUUGCUGGCUCUAAUUUCUUGUCUAUUGUUUUAAAAAUUGUUGAAGGAGACACACCUUCUCUCCCUAAGAGAUAUCCAAGACAACUAAACUCCAUCAUGGAAAGCAUGUUGAACAAGAAUCCUUCAUUGAGACCAUCUGCUAUUGAAAUUUUAAAACUCCCUUACAUUGAUGAACAGCUACAGAACCUGAUGUGUAGAUAUUCGGAAAUGACUCUGGAAGACAAGAAUUUGAAUUGUCAGAAGGAGGCUGCUCAUAUAAUUAAUGCCGUGCAAAAAAAGAUCCACCUGCAGACUCUGAGGGUGCUGUCUGAAGUGCAGAAAAUGACGCCACGAGAGAGGAUGCGGCUGAGGAAGCUACAGGUGGCUGAUGAGAAAGCAAGGAAGCUGAAAAAGAUUGUGGAAGAAAAAUAUGAAGAGAAUAACAAACGAAUGCAAGAAUUGAGGUCUCGGAACUUUCAACAGCUGAGUGUUGAUGUCCUCCGUGAAUUUGAUGAGCCAACUUCAGAGAAGCUGCAGGAGUCUCAGCCUGUUUCUUUCCUGAACUUCAGUGAAUUUAAGUCAAGUGCAGAGGACUCUACAGCUGACCCUGGACAUCACGAGAUCCCGGAAGACCCACUUGUGGCUGAAGAGUAUUAUGCUGAUGUGUUUGAUUCCUGUUCUGAAGAGAGUGAGGAGGAAGAAGAAAUAGUGUUCUCAGCAUCAGAGGGAGAGGUCAAGGAUGAGGGACCCCAGCCUCCUUACCGAACACACCAGCAGGACAGUGAUAUUGAAGCAUUGGCCAGGUGUUUGGAAAAUGUUCUAGGUUGCACCUCUCUAGACACAAGGACCAUUGCCAGUGCAGCUACAGACAUGUCUCCAGGACCAUCAGUUUUCAACAGCGCAGUAGCUGGGACCAAGAUGAAACGCAUCAAGGAAUCAGCCAUACAGAAACUGGGGGCAGAGGUAUUUGAAGAGGUCUAUAAUUACCUCAAGAGAGCAAGGCAUCAGAAUGCCAGUGAAGUAGAGAUUCAGGAGCAUCUCCAGAAAGUGGUGCCUCGGGCCAGCGACUGUUUUGAAGUGGAUCAGCUCCUUUAUUUUGAGGAGCAGCUGCUGAUCACAAUGGGAAAGGGGCCUACUCUCCAGAGCCAUCACUAAGCAACUCUCAAAAACAAGCAGAAGUUCAAAUGGACAAUUUUCGGUGAAAAUCCAUUGAACAUAGAAGCUGGACUCCGUACUGGGAAAUGAGCAUAAAACUGGAGCUGCCAUCUUUACUUUCAAUUCCUUAUCCAGAGUAGUAAACAUGGCUGUCCAUACUCAGAGUCAUAAGUGUUGUUUAGACUAUGGCUGAGAAAAUGUAUAGAUCAAAUUUGACUUCUUGAAAAGCAUUUCUCUCAUGUGCUCUCGGGGCUUCCAGGAGGGUGGAACCACCCUGAGAGUGGUCUGGUAGAAGCUGCAUGCUCUUUACCAUUUUCAACUGAAGGACACAACUCAGUGCCUGUCUGGGCUCUCCAUGGAUUGCUCACAGACUGCUUGUGAUGGUCACUGGACAACAGACUCUAACGUGCUGAGCUGCAGCCAAGGAGUCAGACAUACCUAUCUCAGCUAUCCUAUUUUUGGUUUACCUUUUUGCCCCAGGGUUAAGAAUGGAAAAUAUG